CAGUGCUCCCUGCCCUCGGCUGCCGGCUCGACCCGGCCAUGAAGCCCCGGCAGGCGGAGGUGUCCAUCCCGCUGCAGCCCCCCGGGCGGGGGGUGACCCCCGCCGCCGGCCCCGACGGGCAGCCCCGAGACUACAUGGUCUGGUCCUUCUUCAACGUCCUGCUGGGCUACGGGCUCACCUACCUGGGCUGCCUCUGCUUCCCCGCACUCGUCUUCUCCAUCAAGGCCCGUGACUGCAAGGUACUGGGAGACCUGGAGGGUGCCCGGCGGCAUGGGGCCCGCGCCAAGAUCUUGAACAUCAUCUGCUCCCUCCUACUGGUCCUCGCCGUGGUGGUCAUCGUCAUCAUGGUCAUCAUCGUGACCACCACCACCUCCUCCUGACCGCCGCGGCCACCGACCUGCUUGCUGCCACUGCGUGGGGUGCUUCUCCUCCUCCCGCCGCCUCCUCCUCCUCCCAAAAUGUCCCCGCUUUAGGCGCGUGGUGCAGGGGGAAAGGGAGCGAAGCCCUGUCCCCUCGCUGCCCGCACCCCUGGGUGUCCCAGCACAGCCACCGCGUGGAAGGGGACGGGGUGGGCCAGGUUGGGACGCGGGGGGCAGCCCCCCUCUUUUCUCUGCUUGUGCGCCUUGGCAGGGAGCUGCUGGGCUUCCUGGGAGCUGUGACAUGUAUAGGUCAGUGUUGCCACAAAUAAAGCUCGUCCUGCCAAA
Messenger RNA from Gymnogyps californianus (California condor), 704 nucleotides. Its product is annotated as dispanin subfamily A member 2b-like. The coding region runs from base 39 to 380 and encodes 113 amino acids. The record is from RefSeq and is a predicted model, not a curated record. Lineage: Eukaryota; Metazoa; Chordata; Aves; Accipitriformes; Cathartidae. Gene Ontology annotation, biological process: response to type II interferon; negative regulation of viral genome replication; response to interferon-alpha. The transcript has 2 exons. Gene Ontology annotation, cellular component: plasma membrane.